GCCGGCGGCGGCCCGGGUGGCCCGCCCGCGGGGGGUGCCGGAGGGGGCGGGGGAAGAGGAGGAGGCGGUGUGAUGACCCUGGACGGCGAGCGGGGGGAGCAAGAGGAGGAGAAGAAAAAGAAGAAGAAGAAAAAGAAGAAGGAGGAGGAGGAGGAGGAGGGGGCCGAGAAGAGCAGCUCUCCCUUCGCGGCCACCAUGGGAGAAGACGCCCCCGCGCUCCGGGCGGGCGGCAGAGGGCUCUCGGACCCGUGGGCGGACUCGGUGGGAGUGCGACCCCGGACCACCGAGCGCCACAUCGCGGUGCACAAGCGGCUCGUGCUGGCCUUCGCCGUGUCCAUCGUGGCGCUGCUCGCGGUCACCAUGCUCGCCGUGGUGCUCAGCCUGCGCUUCGACGAGUGUGGGGCCAGCGCGACGCCGGGCGCCGACGGGGGCCCCGAGAGCUUCCCAGAGGGCAGCGGCAACGCAAGCCUCCCGGGAUCGGCUCGGAGGAACCAGCACGCAGGCGGGGACUCCGCGCAGCCUGAGACGGGCGGGGUGGGCACCCCCGAAACCCCAUCUGCCCAGCCGCCGUCGGAAGAGGAGCGGGAGCAGCGGCCCCCCUGGACGCAGCUGCGCCUCUCAGGCCAUCUCAAGCCGCUGCACUACAAUCUGAUGCUCACCGCCUUCAUGGAGAACUUCACCUUCUCCGGGGAGGUCAACGUGGAGAUCGCAUGCCGGAACGCCACCCGCUACGUCGUGCUGCACGCUUCUCGGGUGGUGGUGGAGAAGGUGCAGGUAGCGGAGGACCGGGUGGCCGGCGCUGUCCCCGUGGCCGGGUUUUUCCUCUACCCGCAAACCCAGGUUUUGGUGGUAGUGCUCAAUAGGACCCUGGACGCGCAGCGAAAUUACAACCUGAAGAUCAUCUACAAUGCCCUCAUAGAGAACGAGCUUCUGGGCUUCUUCCGUAGCUCCUACGUGCUCCACGGGGAGAGAAGAUUCCUCGGUGUGACUCAGUUUUCGCCUACACAUGCCAGAAAGGCAUUUCCAUGUUUUGAUGAGCCAAUCUACAAAGCCACUUUCAAAAUCAGCAUCAAGCAUCAAGCAACCUAUUUAUCUCUAUCCAAUAUGCCAGUGGAGACUUCCGUGUUUGAGGAAGAUGGAUGGGUAACAGAUCACUUUUCACAGACCCCUCUCAUGUCCACAUAUUAUUUAGCCUGGGCAAUUUGCAACUUCACACACAGAGAAACUACCACCAAGAGUGGGGUUGUAGUACGGUUAUAUGCAAGACCCGAUGCUAUCAGAAGAGGAUCCGGGGACUAUGCUCUUCAUAUUACAAAGAGAUUAAUAGAAUUUUAUGAAGACUACUUUAAAGUGCCCUAUUCCUUGCCAAAACUAGAUCUUUUAGCUGUGCCUAAGCAUCCGUAUGCUGCUAUGGAGAACUGGGGACUAAGUAUUUUUGUGGAACAAAGAAUACUGCUGGAUCCCAGUGUUUCAUCUAUUUCUUAUUUGCUGGAUGUCACCAUGGUCAUUGUUCAUGAGAUAUGUCACCAGUGGUUUGGGGACCUUGUGACUCCUGUGUGGUGGGAAGAUGUGUGGCUGAAGGAAGGUUUUGCUCACUACUUUGAAUUUGUGGGUACAGACUACCUCUACCCUGGCUGGAACAUGGAAAAACAGAGGUUUCUGACAGACGUUCUGCACGAAGUGAUGCUGCUUGACGGUUUGGCCAGUUCCCAUCCAGUAUCCCAGGAAGUGCUACAGGCAACAGAUAUUGACAGGGUGUUUGACUGGAUCGCAUACAAAAAGGGUGCUGCUUUAAUUAGAAUGCUGGCUAAUUUUAUGGGCCAUUCAGUUUUUCAGAGGGGUUUGCAAGAUUAUUUAACCAUUCAUAAGUAUGGCAAUGCAGCCAGAAAUGAUCUCUGGAAUACGUUAUCAGAGGCUUUAAAAAGGAAUGGAAAAUAUGUAAAUAUACAAGAAGUGAUGGAUCAGUGGACACUGCAGAUGGGUUAUCCUGUUAUCACCAUCUUGGGAAAUACAACAGUGGAAAACAGAAUAAUAAUUACCCAACAACAUUUUAUUUAUGACAUCAGUGCUAAAACUAAAGCACUUGAACCUCGAAAUAACAGUUAUGUGUGGCAGAUUCCGUUAACCAUUGUGGUAGGAAAUAGAAGCCAUGUGUCUUCAGAAGCAAUUAUUUGGGUGUCUAACAAAUCAGAGCAUCAUAGAAUAACUUAUUUGGACAAAGGAAGCUGGCUUCUCGGGAACAUCAAUCAAACAGGCUACUUUAGAGUCAACUAUGACCUAAGGAAUUGGAGAUUAUUAAUAGAUCAGUUAAUCAGGAACCAUGAGGUUCUUUCUGUCAGUAACCGUGCAGGUUUGAUCGACGAUGCCUUCAGCCUAGCCAGGGCUGGCUAUUUGCCUCAGAAUAUUCCCCUGGAGAUUAUCAGAUACCUGUCUGAGGAGAAGGAUUUUCUUCCUUGGCAUGCUGCAAGCCGAGCUCUUUAUCCUCUAGAUAAAUUACUGGAUCGCAUGGAAAACUACAAUGUCUUCAAUGAAUAUAUAUUAAAACAAGUUGCAACGACAUACAUCAAGCUUGGAUGGCCAAAAAAUAACUUUAAUGGAUCUCUUGUUCAAGCUUCCUACCAACAUGAAGAACUACGCAGAGAAGUGAUAAUGCUAGCAUGUAGUUUUGGCAACAAGCACUGUCACCAGCAGGCAUCCACACUUAUUUCAGACUGGAUUUCGAGCAACAGGAACAGAAUACCACUAAAUGUUAGAGACAUUGUCUACUGUACCGGAGUAUCGCUGCUGGAUGAGGAUGUCUGGGAAUUCAUAUGGAUGAAAUUCCACUCCACCACGGCAAUUUCUGAAAAGAAGAUAUUAUUGGAAGCCUUAACUUGCAGUGAUGACAGGAAUUUAUUAAAUAGGCUUCUAAAUCUGUCCCUGAAUUCAGAGGUUGUGCUGGAUCAAGAUGCAAUUGAUGUCAUAAUUCAUGUAGCUCGAAAUCCACAUGGCCGAGAUCUUGCCUGGAAGUUCUUCAGAGAUAAAUGGAAGAUAUUAAAUACCAGGUAUGGAGAAGCAUUAUUUAUGAAUUCCAAACUUAUCAGUGGAGUUACAGAAUUUCUUAAUACUGAAGGUGAACUCAAAGAGCUAAAGAACUUCAUGAAGAACUAUGAUGGGGUCGCUGCUGUGUCUUUCACACGAGCUGUAGAAACUGUGGAAGCCAAUGUGCGCUGGAAAAUGCUCUAUCAAGAUGAACUUUUCCAAUGGCUGGGCAAAGCUCUAAGACAUUAAUAUAUGUCUUUUGUAAACAUUUCAACUCCAAAUUUUGUGAGAGGAUCUGCUUUUUAUGGAAUGAGGAAAAUGGUCAGAUUUUGAGAGUUAAAACACGGGAGGAAUUCUUUUUUAUGUUUGUUUUUUGGUUUGGGGAGAUUUUUUUUAUUUGUUUCAUUCAUUCUGUUUUGCUUCCCUACUGGGUGUUCCCUAAAGAAACCCUUGCAAGUGAAACCUGCUGUGGUUGCUUCAGCUGUACAUUCCUUGCUGUACAAGACCAAACAUGGUAGUGGUGCAUGUCAGUGUUGAAGUCAGUUUGGAAAAACAUAGUCAGAAUAUUCUGUGCAUGGAUGUAUGGUCCUGCCUGUGUUCCAGCAUGCUUAUUUAAAAUGUCCGACAUUUUAUGUGAAUAUAUGUUACAUCCAAGAUGGGCAUUAUGCAAAAGCACAAAGGUUAUUGAUGACAAUCAGUGUUGCAAUGAAAGAAAAGCUGAAAAAAAUUUAUUCUCAGUCUUGGACAAUGGAGGGAUAAAUUAGCUCUGUAAGUGAUCACUGUCGCUUAUUUCAGCACUGGAAUUGUCUGGCAAUGAUUAUUUGUUGAUAACUCACUUCCUUUGAGUUAAAGCUGUGUAUACAUUUAAAAGGCAUAUAGUGUAGACAUAUCUUUAUGUACAUAGGGACCGCCAUAUGUAUAUAGUAUGUUGUACACAGCACAUGUGCAGAAAAUCUCUUCAGAUGAAAGAAAAUUUAUCUCUUUUUAUAAAUGUAUGGACAUUUGGAAAAGGCUUAAAAGAAUUUAUAUCAAUCUCGUCCUUCCUGAUUCCUAAAUCCUCGAUCCAAUUUUUAUCUACUUCCCAAGCAAUUCUACUCCAUGAUGAGUUUUAAGAAAAUUGACUCAUAAAAAACCACUCUUCUAAUUCUCCUAAGUCAAUGGCAACCUUACGUAUAGAUUCUGUCACCAUUUGGUUCAAAUUUCAAAUUGCAUAAAGCAGUUGUGCAAAUGUGUAAUUAUUAGUACUGAGAAAGUGUUUUUCAUCUUGUUUGUCCAUCUUACAUUGGGUGGUACAGAGUUAAAAAUUCUUUCUGUGUGUUGGUAUUUGUGUCUAUGUUGCUCUAAUCCUACAUUAAGCAACCAUACCUCAAUGGGUCUAUUAGCACUUAAUGACCUUUUAUGCCAGUUGUGCCAUCCCUUAAAGAGUUACUUUCCUUUUAUUAAUGUACAAAGUCCUUCUUUUGGCAUUUACAACUGUGUUCUACCUGGGAAUUUUGAAUAGCUAUUUUCAUGGCUGUGUGUUAUGUAACAUGAGAUUUUAAAAUGAUAUUUUCACCUAGUAGGCAAGCUCUUCAAUCAUACUUAGGUGAAUAUGUUUUAAGCUACCAUUAUGAAAUACCAGUACAACAAUGAUACUUAAGCUAAAUGUUUGUGGACUAUUACUUUCUUUAGGUUUUCCAAAUGUAUAAUUCUUGCAAAUCACUGAAACGAAGGAAUUACAGAAUUAAGUCACUCAAUAUCAAGAAAAAUAGAGAGAAUGAAACUGGAGCCAUAGAAUUAUUUUAAAUUUUUUAUAAAAUGAGCAAUUUCCUAAUUCAUAAAUUCUUAAAAGAAGUACCACCUAAAAUAAAUUUUAACAUUUAAACAAGUAAUACACUUUACUCAUACUUAGAUUUUUCAACACUUUAACAAUUAACAUACAUAAACUUAAUACUUUCUGUAGUGUUAAUAAGGCAUAGUAAUGCUUAAUAUAAAAUGUAAAAGUUAUGCCACGUACCAAAAGUGAUGAAAUCCAAUUACUGUGUAUCAUAGUUACAGGUCCUUAAGGGCAACUUCUACAACAUUCUACAACAUAUCAAUAAGUACCACACUGCUGUGCAUGUCCCAGAUAUUCACUGUAUCACUGUUCAAUUCAUGCAAUAGAUGAUAAAAAUUUAGAAGUGGAUGUCUUGUUUUGUGUCAUGAAUUAUUUAAAAUUCUUAGUAGUUACGACUUUUUAGUGAAAUCACCAUUUUAAAUUUUGAAUUAGAAAGGCCUUUAUAGUUCUUAUCCCCUCCACAGUUAAUAAUUUUAAUCCUCUUCAGUAUUUUAGUGGCUUUGAACAACUGGCUUAGAUACAAUUCAAAUCCUAAGUGUGUAAUUAUGUGCAAUGUUCAAUACCUCAUAUAAUACUUGUUCAACAGUAUAGUGGUACCAAUGACAUUGAAAUGGCAUUUUAGUUCCACAUAUUUUUCAACAACUUAUCAUUUCACAUGUUGAAAUUAAACAUUUUUAGUUGUUUAAAUAAGUAAUAUUUUCAAAAUAAUAAAAUAGCCGAUGAUAUCUCUUGGAAUAUUCUGUAAAAUGUAGUUAUAAAAUUAUAUUUUCUACUUAGAUUUUUUAUCUUUUCUCUCUUCUUUGUCUAUUUUACAAAUCAUAUAUAUGCAUGAAAUAACAGUUGAAAGUGUCCAACAUUUAGUCUUAAAAAUUUACUGUGCCAAUAUAUGUAUGACAGCAAAACAUGGUUUAAAUUAGAAAGGACUAAAUUAUUUACUCCACGGAGUAUUAAUUGUCUCCAGAUGAUUUAUAAAUAAAAAAGAUUUCCCAUUUUUACACAUUCUCCUUAAAAUGUUCUUAUAAUCUUUGAAAUUCUGAAAAUACCAAAUCUCAUCUUUUAAGGCUAGAUCUCCUAGAAUUUCAGUAACAUAUAUUUUUUGAGGCCUUACACUAACUUUGGUUUAUCUUAUUUUCAGGAUAAUUAUAUCAUAGAACUGAAUUUUUUUGUGGUAGUACAAUUACAAAUAUUAUUACUGUAAUAUCAUACAAGGUUGUUAAGGUUAUGCCAUGUAUUCAUAAAAUGCUUUUCAUUUUCAAAGAACUUUUACACAUGUGUUAUUUUGUUAUUGGCUCCUCACAAAACUACUAUAUGUGUGACUCUAUAUCCUGAAGAUCAAACUGAAGCUUAGAGCAGCAACAUGAACUAUGUAAAAUUGCAAUUAUUUUGGGAACCAAUAUAUAAUCACUUAAGCCUUUUAAUAUAGCUUUCCAACAACUAAAUUAUAAAUACAUGUUCAACAUACCUCUAUCCAGAAUUUGUUGUAGAUUUUGCAAAUACUAGACCAGCAUCCACAUACAUUAUUAAAUAUAUCUGCAAUAAUUAUAUUUUUAAAGCCAUUCUGAUUUGCAUGAUUUCAAACUACUAAAUAAUCAUGUUAAUGAGUAUUGACUUUGGUCAAUGCAAGUAGUCAGAUAUUGGGGGAAAUAAUGUACUUUACUGAGAUAUUUUGUUUUUUAUAUCUCUUGUCAAACCCCAUUUAAAUAUAACUUUAAAACACUGCUAAUUUAUCUUCCUUUCAACAGAAACUUCCACGAUCAUACUAACAGUAGUAACAGAUGGUCAGAAUGCAGAUAAAAUACUAUCCAUCUAAAUCAUUGAAAAUAAUAUUCAAUGAAAUGUUAAUAAAUCUAUGCAGACCAAAUUGCAAAAAAACAUUUUUAUGCAACUAUUGCACUGAAUUAGAUGCCAUAAAGGGAUCCCACAAGAUGUUUACAAUAGUACAUUUCAUUAAAAUCUACUAGCAAUUAAAAUUUUAAGUAAUUCUUCUUUAAGACUUGGAGAACCUAAAAUAGCUAGUUUCCUGAGAGUGUCAAUGAAGUAACCACAUAUACUUAUAAAAGAAGUAAUAAAAGCACAUAUUAUUAGAAAUUUAGAUUAUCCCACAUGAUUUUUCUUUUAUCAGAGCUCAUACUCAAAUGAUCAUUUGAUAUUGAUGAUGGCAUAAUUCAACUUAAAGAAAUAUUUACUGACUACCUUUUAUUAACCUGGGCACUUAGUAAAGGUACAAGAAGAGAGAUGAAGAGAUCUAAAGGAAUUCAUAUAUAAAAAUGUAAAAAGAACAAAGAAUUUAGGAAGAAGUAAGAAUAAUGGCAACAUGAAAAAUAAUUAGUAUAAAAAAAGGUAAAUCAUUUUGGGUACAGAUAAUAUUUAAAUAUUUUGCACAUUUGUUCUCAAACUUUGGUAUAAUUUUUAUUGUUUGAUUUCACAAUGCUUGUGUUUUAUGGAUAUAUGUAACAGUUCAAAAUUUUAAUAAAAUCCUACAGUUAAAGCUAUAGUAAUUGGAUUCAAAAUUGGGAUACCAUUUAUCCUUGAGUAAAGUCUUAUCAGUAAUUUAGCAAUAUUGUUUAGUUGCAGAAAAAAUUUUUAGUCUGUAUGAGAAAGUAGUUCAAGUUUUCUGAAGUAGUUUUAGGAUAUUUUCAUAUUUAAAAUUUGUUAAUUUCAUGUUAGUCAUAUAUUCUUUAUUGGAGGGUCAAUAUACUUAUCUAUUUUUGGAAAUAAUUUAUUUCUUCAAAUUAACAUAGAUGAACUCGAUUGCAAAAUGUGCUUGUAAAUUAUUCAAGAACUUCAAACUUUAAUCAUACAGAUGUAGCCUUCAGUUCAGUUGGCAUUAAUUAAUGAGAAAAUUUCUAAAAUAAAUAUUUUGCUUAAUGUGCUAUAGAUUCAGGAAAAUCUAACAAUAAUGUGUUAUAAUAGCUUUUAUUUUCAAAUUUAUAUUAUGAAAUUUAAUUUGGGGAUUUAGAUAAGGAAAGUAGUAAACAUCUUAAGUACUUUUAGGAAAAUUAUUGAAAAUACAAGUUUUAAAGUUAAAUAUGUUGCCUAUGGAACACUGCAUGUAUUUGUUAAAAUAAGUUUCUCACAAACUGAACCUACUACCAGUAGAUAGUAUGAUUUUACCCAGAAUUUGAAAACUACACUGUAAGACUUUUAUUUUGAAUAUUUGGUACUUUAUAGUGCAUUGAAUUUUUUGUGUAUGUAUUUUUCUUAGUUCAUGUACUAAUCACUAAGAAAAAAGGAAAAUAUGACUGAACUUUGUCUUACUCUGUAUUAAAAUGUUUUGUAGUAUCUUAAUAUAAGUGAGCUAGGAUAUAGGGAAGGAGCAAAAAUUUGAGAGCCUACUGAGUUUCAGGCAAUUUAUAAGUAUCUCAUUUAAAAACCCUAUGAAAUCUCAUUAGUUCAAAUUUAUCAGUGAGUAGACUGAGGCUAAAUGCUAGUUUACACACAAUUAAUUAAUGGUAUUAGAUUGUAUUCAAAAUUCUUGAAAAGCAAGUUCUUUAUGGUUUAAAUUAGUGAUUACUCUGACUCCAGCCUGCAUCAAAACAUGUUUAUCCGUACAAACUCGUAUCUAGGACAUCUGAAUACUUACCCCACUUUCUCAUUGUGAUUGGCUUGUUUGAAACAAUUGUUAAUUAAUACAUUCUGGUUUCCUACUUAUUUCUUAACAAGCUAACCUCAGAGUAUCUAUAAGUAGUUUCAUAGGCAAUAUUUUACAUGCAUAUGUUUGUGUAGUGGGUUUUAAGCUAUAUCAAACAAUUGACAGAUACGACUGCCAAUGAGCCAUGAAAAAUAAGUGAAUACAGAGAAUGGAUUAUGAAGCUCUUCACCAGCGGACCACAAAGAUGAGAUUAAACCUAGGUCUCUGGAUGUAGAAGAGAUGUAUUUGUCUAAUCAGAACUUUCCAUACAUAGAAGGAGGUCAAAGAAUUAUUUCUCCUUUUCCGCUUAUAACUAGCUGGACCACAACUGCUUAAUUUACUUGCAGUUACAUUUUCAGUAGGCCUGCUGUGUGUAGAUACAGUCUAAGAUAACUACUGUGACUUGCUUCUCUGCACAGGUCAACUUGCUUCUAAUGGGACACAUUUUUCUCAUGUCAUAUAAGUAAAUAAAAGAAUGAACCGUUUUGCAGAAAAUAUUACAGUGGAGUUAAGAACAUCUACCUUGAAUGUACAGUGCACUUAUUUUUGAAGUUAAUCAUUCAGUAGCUCACAAUAUUGUACCUAUAGGUUCACAGUAUUGUUCCUGCUUUUAUGCACAACUCUGUCCUCACCUUUACAUAGUUUAUGACUUAGCGGGUGAGAAAUUCAUUAAUAAAUUUUUGAUAUUAAUUUCAUUUAAAUAGGUUUAUCAGCUGUCAUUUCUGAAGUACACAACAUUUUAAAAUAUUAUAUUGUACAUUUUAAAAUAUUAUGUAAUAGCAGCUUCACAUGAAUAUUUCAGUGGUACCUGUACAUUGCCGUAUAGGAAUAUGUUUGCUAUUUUUCAUUGCUAUGUCUUGUCCUUUUUGCAUUUUAAUAAUCUUUGAAAACAUUAGGCCUACAAAACUAAAAUAGGCUAGGACUAUGACACGUGUUUUUCAGUUACUUGAACACUAAAGAAAAUUUUCCUUUAAGUUUUCAUAUUUGGCUUUUGAUAGCACUGAAUUUAUCAGACAUUGUUUCAAAAGUCCUAUACAGACUAUUCCUAAUGAACUUGACUUUACUCAGUAACAAAGUUUAUUUUCCUAUAUCUAUUUUCCAACUGAACAGACUUAUUUAAAAUAUGCCAUAUGGAAGCAUUUUUCCCCUUUCUAAUAUUUUUUGAUUUGAGAAUUUUAAAAGAUAUCCUUUUAGUAAACACAAAAGCUUACCAAAUAAAGAACCUUGUUUUAAUUUAGCUAGUGAAUGUUUUCUAUGGUAUGUCUUUAAAAUUAUCCAGCAAAAAUUGAAUGGGUAUGUAUUCAACAUGAAAUUUUUAUUCCAUUCUGAUGAAGCACUAACAAAACGGAUUUUUCUAAAUGAGAAAAUUUGUCUUCUGUAUUUUAAAUGGAACAAAUUUGAAUUUUGCCUCUGAUAAUAAAAUUUUGUACAGUAA
Molecule: messenger RNA, 9903 nt
Organism: Heterocephalus glaber (naked mole-rat)
Lineage: Eukaryota; Metazoa; Chordata; Mammalia; Rodentia; Bathyergidae
Gene: Trhde
Product: thyrotropin releasing hormone degrading enzyme
Biological process (GO): peptide catabolic process; proteolysis
Cellular component (GO): membrane; cytoplasm
Molecular function (GO): peptide binding; zinc ion binding; metalloaminopeptidase activity
Source: RefSeq, a predicted model, not a curated record